UCGACAGUAUGAGGAUAAGGCAUGGAUGAUGCGAGAGGGGAUGAAAAAUGACAGCGGCUUUUUUUGUUUAUAAACAAAGUAGAUCAAAUCUUUAUGCUACAUAGCGGUCCCCACCAACAUAUACCUACGCUGGGCUGGUUUCAAUCGAACUAGCUGUUGUGUCUCACAACCCGAACGAUCAGGCGAGUCUUCAGCUAAAGCAGUACGGCACAAGCCCACCGGUAAUUAAGAGCCACCUCUUUUAUAUACCCACUAGCAAAACUCCCACAAUCGCUGAGUUUCCAAUCCCAGCAGCAACGGCAACAACCCUCACGUCCCGUAGAACAGCAAUGCAGACAAUAACUUGCAGCAGUCACCGAAACACUACAAUGAUGCCAACAGCGUAAACAAAACCAACAUUUAUGCGCAGCAAACACAUAGCGGCAUGCACUCCUCAUUGCAUGCCAUUUGUUAUCCUCUUUCUCGGAAAACUCUAGCCGUUCGUUUGGCCGGUGUCAAUUCGAACUCAAGUAAUGGCUGAACAGCAGUUCUGACAUAACGUUCCACCUUAUUAUCCGCCUUGAUCACAACGUCUAAAUCCGGCUUUAGUGACGUAGCGAGUGGUGUAACAAGCUCACAAUCCGUGCCACCUGGAGAUUAUUUUGUAAACAAAGUAAACAAAGCCUGGAGAAAUAUUCUGCGAUAAGCAAACGUCAUUACGAAUCGAACGAGAUAACUUUUCUCAAACUCGCAAAUCAGUGAUAUUGAUAUAUAACUUCAUUGCCGAAUGGAUCGUCAGCCCCAUCCAACCAAAAUCGUAGAUUUCCAUUAUAAAUUCAAAAACUUCGAUGACACUACAGCUAGUUUGAUCUAUCCGAUAGAGGUUCCCUUUCGUGGAAGCCCUAAAGAGCUUGCUCAUUGUAUUAUCACAGAACGAAUGGAUCCAAUAAUGAAAUUUCUGCUAGCAGACAAAGAUUUGAAACUAGCUCUGGAGCUUUUCAUCGAAGAGGAAAAUCAAAAGUUCUACGAUGAGCACGAUGAUGCCUUGAUAGAGAAUUUGCAAUCAGGUCAUGUUGAUGUCGACGCCUUGUCGUUGGAUUUAGAAAAGCUAUACAAAGAUGAGAUUUUAGAAUACGCUGAACGAAUCGGCCCCUCCGACGAGGAAAUCUUCGCUCAAAGCUAUCAUCAGUUGGUACACUCUUCAGUACUUUCAGAAAUACUAGCAAAAGAGAGGGAGUACGCAAAAGUUAUCACGAAUCUGAUGGCACAAAUGACACAACAAAUAAAUACAAUGAAUACAUUACAUCAUGAAGAAAUCGAGUCUAAGAUGAAAUUACUGGACAUAUCGGUUACUUCUGAAAACAUUAAUCACAUACUGGCCAAACAGUAUGGUAUGCAAAAUAUGAUUCGAAGACAAUGCGAGUCGGAGCUAGCAUCUACGAGAGGUCAUCAAAAGUAUGAGUAUCGCAAUUGGAUAACGACCCAUAUUGAUGAAAACUUCCUGGCCGAAUCUGAUAGUCCAACACAAAUCGGCAAUCGUUGGUCCAUGAUUUCAACGCAGGGGCCGUCAAUGGAGGAAAGCUUCACCAUUCAUCUAGGUUCCCAAUUGAAACACAUGCAUAAUAUACGUAUUUUGAGUACAAAAAUGUCCGAUCUGUGUAGUCCGUUGUACAGUGAUAGCAGCUUUGGAGGUCCCAACGUCGCUCUGGGGCUGUAUUCCAGUUCUCUCUGUGGAAUAGUUGUUCUAACGUCGUCGGGAAAUAUCGCGCCUGACUCUGAGAUAAGGCGCAACGCAAAUAUGUCCACCGAAUUUCACUUCGAUCAAAUAGAUCAUCAAAUUGAAAAAAUUCAGGACGAUUUGCGUAGAGUAUCCUCUUUCUCGGAAGAACAAGAUCCAGAAGCGGGAAGCAAAACUGACAGGAACAGUUCUAGACUAAAGCCAGGAGACGUUUAUAUUACGCGUCAUUCGAAUCUCUCCCACUCGCACGUGAUUUUUCAUCUGAUUUCCGAUGAAACAUUCCAAAGCCCAAGCGAAAUUAAUUCGCGACAUCCGGUGAUUUUAGGCCUCCGGAAUAUAUUGAAAAUUUCAAGCAGACAUGAUGUCACGACACUUACCAUUCCUGCCCUGUUGAGGAAUGAAAUGUCGGAGGAUAUGACGGUUAACUGGUGCAUGAGACGUGCGGAGCUUGUGUUCAAGUGCGCUAAAGGCUUUAUGAUUGAGUCUGCUAGCUGGGGAGGGGCGGAACUUAACACACUGCAGCUAUUGCUGCCGCAUGAUAUCUCCGAGGAACUCUUCCGCACGCUAGCGGAUAUGGUGCCACAUGUGUUCCGAGUAGCGAAUCCUAAAGUAUUACAAUAAAUAUAAGAUACGUAUGUUAAUGUGUGAUACUUUCAUGAGAGUAUCAAACAAAUGUAGACAUGUUAAGUAUGGGGCGCUUGCAGCGUGCAUAUGUAUUAGUGAUCUGUUGGGCAGGCAGAAGAGAUCGCUGCAUAGGAUUUGUAUGGAUCGACAAGAUUGAGCUUUGUUUAAAUAAUUAUUUUAGCGAAAUAGUUAUAGAAAUUACGCGCUACAGUAUGUUAAUAGCGUGCGACUAUAUGUCUCUUUACAUAAAAAUAUUGACUUUUAGCUUCAAACCCAUAUAUACGGAGAAAAAUAGAAAUUUCUGUUAUGGCUAUGAUCCAUAUCAAUGGAAGCAGAUUGAUUAUUCGAAUAGUUUCACAGAAACAAUGCAAAUUGCACAUUGCGAUUGUAUAGCCGGAUUAGGUGAAGUGUGCUCCCAUUUAGGCUUUGUGCUUUUUGCUCUGAAAUGCUGGUCUCGUGAUGAAGUAAACUAUAAUGAAUAUUCGUGUGCAGAUAUCCUUAAUCGGUGGUUAGUUUCGCCAAAAAAGCAGUUGAUUGUGUUGAAAUUAAGAACAUAUUCAGCCAGAAAGAUCAACCAACCCUCAGAUAUGAUUUCCGGGUACCUGAAUGCUCUGCGGAGAAGUGAAAUAUGGUUAUAAGAAAAUUAAUCAGAAACGAAGAAAAUCCAUCAAUUGGCUAAUUCAUGGAAAAUACAAGGAAGCAUUCGAACGUGUGCUCGAGCCUCUGUAUCUUGAAUCUACGUCCGAACAUGCUGAUAAUCCUUUCUGUUAUUUUUUCGAUUCAAAUCUAGUGGGAAAGUCACUCAAUGAACAUCGCGAAAUAGGUGCUAGUAAGUUAAGCAAUAUGCGUCACACAAAAGCACUUGUUCGGUAAAUAGCUUGCCUAACUGUUUCACAAAGUUCAUGUUAGCUCUAUGAAAUAUUUCGCGCUUAUAGAAAUAUUGCAACUAUAUUUAAAUCAUCUACAAGAACGUCGAUUGAUAAUGAAUCCACUUCUGCUGCAUAGAAGCUACGAAUGUAAACAAAUGAUGUUUGCCCAACAGAUGCUCUGCAUGUAUGUGUAGCAAGAGCCCUAUGUUAGUCCUUGAAUUAAAUGAAUGUUAUAUUAAGAACGUAAGCUUCAAUGUAGAA
Molecule: messenger RNA, 3471 nt
Organism: Toxorhynchites rutilus septentrionalis
Lineage: Eukaryota; Metazoa; Arthropoda; Insecta; Diptera; Culicidae
Product: protein C12orf4 homolog
Exons: 3
Coding region: 767-2338 (523 amino acids)
Cellular component (GO): cytoplasm
Source: RefSeq, a predicted model, not a curated record